CCUCCUCUCUUGUCUUUACUAUAUUUUCUCGUGUUCAGAGAAACGAAGAGGUAAUAAUGGCAAGAACCAAGCAGACUGCUCGUAAGUCUACCGGUGGCAAAGCCCCGAGGAAGCAGCUGGCCACCAAGGCUGCUCGUAAGAGCGCCCCGGCCACCGGCGGUGUGAAGAAGCCUCACCGUUACAGGCCCGGUACCGUGGCUCUGAGGGAGAUCCGUCGCUACCAGAAGUCUACGGAGCUGCUGAUCCGCAAGCUGCCCUUCCAGCGCCUGGUCAGAGAGAUCGCUCAGGAUUUCAAGACCGACUUGCGUUUCCAGAGCUCCGCUGUCAUGGCUCUGCAGGAGGCCAGCGAGGCUUACCUGGUCGGUCUGUUUGAGGACACCAACCUGUGCGCCAUCCACGCCAAGAGGGUCACCAUCAUGCCCAAAGACAUCCAGCUGGCCCGUCGUAUCCGCGGAGAGAGAGCUUAAACUGUCUGCUUCUGUACAAACCACAACGGCUCUUUUAAGAGCCACCUCACUCUUCAUUUGAGAGCUUUUUCUUUGUUGCUUGUGUGGAGUUGGGCAUUCAAGAUUACACGGUGAUGCUAUAUUUUAUAACAAAUCUUAUCGUAAUAUUCACAUCCGUCUGUUUAUUGGAAAAUAGUGUAUACAGAUACAGAAGCAUGAAUUAUACUAAUAGCUACUAACUGGUGAUGAGUUCCUACUUCCGCGUUUACAGCGUGUAUUUGGUCAGCAUUGGCUGGUAGCUGCUCCUCAGCCAGUUUCUGAUUUCCCCUUUUAAUCUCCCACUCAAAUGUUCAGCGCAUUGCUGCCAUCCAGUGGUGAGUAAGCAUACGUAUCAAUCCCUUUAUAACCAGG
Messenger RNA from Scatophagus argus, 857 nucleotides. RefSeq names its product histone H3. The record is from RefSeq and is a predicted model, not a curated record. Gene Ontology annotation, cellular component: nucleosome. NCBI's taxonomy places the organism in Eukaryota, Metazoa, Chordata, Actinopteri, Scatophagidae. Bases 57 to 467 code for a protein of 136 amino acids. Gene Ontology annotation, molecular function: protein heterodimerization activity; structural constituent of chromatin; DNA binding. The transcript has a single exon.